AUGUCAUCUUUUAUAACAAAUUCCUCUAAAACAUCAAACUCUGAUUCUCCAACUUUUUAUGCUGAUGAGGUUCCGGUUGCUGACUUAGUCUACUCCUUUGACUGGUCCUCCACUCCUCUUGGACCUAUGGAAGAAUGGGAUCCUUCAUUCAGAAUGGCCGUUUAUUCUAUAUCAGAAUUGAUUGCAUUGAUACGUUCAAAAUCUAUAUAUGACAGACCCUUUAGAAAAAUAUCAAAGCAGCCUCAUGUCAUUAUCAUUGCCCCAACUAUUGAAUUGCCCUCGUUAAGACACUUUUUAAAAGAAUUUUAUUCUUUGGCACACGGUCUUGCAACUAUUAACACAAAAGUGGUAAUUUUAAAUCCUGCAGAACCAAAUGCUCGUGUAAAGACGUUUUUGUCAGAUCCUUUGUAUGCACAUCGUAUACAAUUUAUUAGAGGUAGCUCACUUGAAUCACGUAGUCUAAAAAAAGCAAAUGCAAAAAAUGCUUCAGCAUAUUUUAUUUUAGCCAAAAAGUAUACACAACAAAGUGAGACUAUUGAUGCAGAAAAUGUUUUAAGGGCAAUGAAUAAAGCUCAUUUUGAAAAUUUAAAUCCUGAAAUAAUAAUAUGUAUCGAUGAAUUAAAACUUGCUAUACUUGCUCAUUCAUGUUUAACUCCUGGAUUUUCUACUCUUUUGUAUGGUCUUACAACAUCAUUCACUUAUGAAUCAACUUAUGAAUUAAGAAACACUGAAGAAAGGUAUAAUUCAUCAAUUGGCAUGGGAAAUGACAUCAUUGAGGAUUAUAUUGAUGGCAUUUCUCGAUCUAUUUACGCCACAAACUUAUCAGAUUACUUUAUUGGCUAUAAUUUUCUCUCAGCUGUUGGUUGUUUAUAUGAAAGUCUAGGUGUUGUGCUGUUUGCAAUCGCUAUUCCAAAACAACAUUCUACAACGGGACAAUCAACCAGUUUGUCAUACAACCAAAGUAAUUGUGAAGGAGAAAAUGCUAAAAAUUAUAUGGUUUUGAUCAAUCCUGGUGAUUAUAUUCUAAGAGGAGAUGAAAUUGGUUAUAUAAUUGCUUCUGACAGUGAAUUGGCUGAUGGUGUUUCCAAUUAUAAGUGGCACAGUUUACAAAUUCGAAACAAUGGCAAUUUAUCUUCUGAGCCACAACAAACUUCUUCAGAAAGACAACCAUUAUUGUCAUCCAAUGUUUCAAAAAAUAAUGUUAGUGUUGGACAUAGUGAUACAAAGAAAAGGUCAAAUCUUUCUAAAAAACCUGAUCAACAGUAUCAUGAGUAUCCUCACAAGUCCGAUUCUAGUACACUACGUCAUCAUCGUUCACUUUCUACUCCUCUUGCUUCUGCAGCAGACCACGACCAUGAUCGUCAACAACAACAUCACCACGAUCGCCGUAUUCAUAGCAUAGAUCCUUCAUCUUCUUCUUUAAAUGCUUUUCUUGAUAAUGAUCAAAUAAAUUCAAUGCUUGAUACAGUUAGUGGACACAUACUGUUGUGUGAUUAUUCAACAGCAACUUUUCCACGUAAUUUAGAUUGUUUUGUUGGUCCAUUACGCAAAGCACAUUUGGAAAAGUUCACACCAAUUGUAAUUCUUUCACCAGUAAGACCUACACAAAGUCAAUGGAAAAUCUUAAGUCAAUUUGAUCAAGUGUAUAUUGUUCAAGGGAAUCCAAUGACGCGAGAAGCCCUUGAUAUUGGCAAAAUUAAAUUUGCAAAACAGGCCACCGAAGAUGCACCAGCAAUGUUGGUUUACUUGAACAUUAAAGCAAUGUGUAAUGAUAAAGAUGUUGAUAUUUUUGUAGAGUUUGUACAUAUGGAUAAUAUGAAAUUUAUUUCAGAAGAUACAUCGGUUAUUAAUAAGAAUAUGCAAGCACAUAAUUCACCAGCAUUUAUGGCAGGGAUUUGCUUUUCUUUAUCUAUGUUGGAUAGUAUAAUAUGCCAAUCAUUCUAUCAACCACAUAUAGUUGCUAUAAUUCACCAACUACUUUUUGGAACUAACCUCCAUUCAGAUGCAACUUAUUCUGCACCCGCUCAUUCACACAUCUUUCAAAUUCCUGUGCCAGUAAGAUUCAUAGGUUCACAAUAUGGAUUACUGUUUCAGUUCUUAUUGGAUGAUAAAAAAUCUAUACCGUUAGGUCUAUAUCGUAGUAAUAAAGCAAAAACACCAAAUGGUAUGGUCAAAUGUUUUAAAUAUGUAUACACUUGUCCUAAAUAUAAUGUAAUAUUAAAAGAAGAUGAUAAAGCUUUUGUGUUGAGUAAACGUAUUCCAUCUGGAUUAUGA
Messenger RNA from Entrophospora sp. SA101, 2274 nucleotides. The record is from the annotation of a GenBank genome assembly. NCBI's taxonomy places the organism in Eukaryota, Fungi, Glomeromycota, Glomeromycetes, Entrophosporales, Entrophosporaceae.